Messenger RNA from Emericellopsis cladophorae, 1578 nucleotides. RefSeq lists its product as uncharacterized. The record is from RefSeq and is a predicted model, not a curated record. NCBI's taxonomy places the organism in Eukaryota, Fungi, Ascomycota, Sordariomycetes, Hypocreales, Bionectriaceae. The transcript has 4 exons. Bases 1 to 1578 code for a protein of 525 amino acids.
AUGUCAACCAGCCUGGAUCAAGCCUGCAAACCCGGCACUUUCUUUCCCUCCAUCGGAGGCGCUGACAUCCUCUCCUUGGAAGCGAUCCCGGUCACGGGCUACAAUGCCACCGUGACGGCUGGUUCCCGCUUCACAGCGCCCGACGUCGACCUCAUCAACGCAGAGUUCUGCAACGUGACAGUCCAGUACGUCCACACCAACGAGAGCGACCACGUCAUCAGCGUCGAAGCAUGGCUACCCCCUCACCGUGAUUGGAACCAGAGAUUCCUGGCGGUAGGUGGCGGUGGCUGGAACGCUGGUCGAUCCGACUUUGGACGUUUGGCCAUGAGCGGAGCGAUUGCCGACGGCUUUGCCACGAUUGUCACGGAUGCCGGGCUGGGAGAAGCCGCCGAUCCAAGUGAAUGGGCGCUCCUCCGCCCGGGCGAGGUCGACAUGGUCGCCUUUCGAAAUCAGGCAUACCAGUCUCUCGAAGACGAGGCACUGUUUGGCAAAGCACUGGUGCAAGACUUCUAUGGCACUGGCCCUUCUUUCUCCUACUUCAAUGGCUGCUCCCAGGGCGGUCGACAAGGUCUCCUCCUCGCACAACGCUACCCUGAUCUGUACGAUGGCAUCGCCGCGAUCGCGCCGGCAAUCCACUUUUCGGAGCUGCUACCGUACAUGGCGUGGGGCCAGCAGCUGAUGAAUGAGAUGAGGCAGUAUCCGCACUCAUGCGAGUUUGACGCCAUCACAGCCGCGGCACUCUCUGCCUGCGGCGAUCUCGACGGGGUCAGGGACGGCCUUCUCUCCAGGGUCGACGCGUGUCUCGCCACGUUUGAUCCCCAUUCCAUGGUCAACACACAUAUACCCUGCGCACAACUCGAACAAGGUCAAGUGGACAUCACCAAGGCGGCUGCUGGCUUGGUCGAGGAGGUUUGGCGGGGCAUGCCGAUCAUGCGCGACAAUCGGUCGAGCACAUACCCUGGUGUCUCCCCCGGUGCCAACCUCACAGGAUCCGAUGCGGUUCCCGUGUUGCUCGGUACGGACUGCGCAAGCGGUACCUGCUUUGGCCGCCUGGGUCCUCUGGCGGAAGGGUACAUCAAGUAUUUCCUCGCCAAGGACCCCGAAGCCAUCUUUGACACGAGCAUGACCAGAGAGGAGUUUCUGGACACGAUUGUAUCACGCAGUCGCGAGCAAUACGGGGCCCUUGUUGACGCAAGCGAUCCCGAUCUGACCCAAUUUCACGCCAGUGGCGGUAAGAUGGUCACAUGGCACGGCCUGAUGGAUCCCCUUAUCCCCCACCGCGCCACAGAGGACUACUACAACGCCGUCGCAGGGAUCUCACCCGACGUGCAGGAUUUCUACCGCUACUUUGAGGCCCCGGGUAUCGAACACUGCACCGGUGGGCCGAGCCAGGUUCCCACGAAGCUCUUCAAGCAGCUCCAGGCUUGGGUUGAGGAGGGGGUCGCCCCUGACGCGAGUGACGUGCAGAUCAAGGUUGGCUGUGCCACGCACAAGAGGAUACUUUGUGCCUAUCCCAAGGGGGCUGUGUAUCAAGAGGAUUGUGGAGAUCCCCUGAAAAUGGUUACAUCAUCUUCGUAA